GAUCAAUGCCAGCUUCACCCGAGCAGGUGAACCUUGGCUCCAGUCUGGCAAACUGGACCCGCGUCACGCUGCACAGGCGCGGUAAUGGCGGACGCUGCAGAACCUCCUGAAGAGGCAUUUUGUACUUCCGCAGCGUUUCAACAGGCCGCGAAACUUCCGCGAACCAUUCUUCUGGACAUAUUUCAACGCCUACCCGCUGAAGGGGCAGGCGGGAUUAUUUGCGCCAUGCUCACUUGCAGGGACUGGCGCGAUGCGGUGGUCGCGGAGGAGCGGGAUGCGGGGGGCGCAGGGGGGGAGGCGUUCUGGCGGAGAGUGUUUGAGCGGAGAGGAGGUAUAGAGAGAGAGUGGAGGUGGGGAGGAACUGGAGAGAGGGGAAGUGCGGUGCGUGGGGGAUACACGGGGGGAGAGGAGAGGUGUGGGGAGAAGGGGGGGAGAGAGGAAAUACGGCGGAGGAGGAGUGGAGCGAGUUAGAAGCACCAAACGUGACGCAAGAAACACAGUCAGCAGCAACAGCAGCAGCUGCAACUCCAUCAUCAUCAGUACUAUUACCACCACCAUCAUCACCAGUAGCCAUUACUGUGAUCAAGGUAGACAACACCCUCCUCCUCCUCGGUACCUCCCACGGCCAACUGCAGGUUUGGCACCUCCCCUCUCACUCCCUCCUCACCUCCCUCUUUCACCCUCACCCCCUCCCCAUCACCUCCCUCACUCUCUCUGAAAGCCUCGGGGACCCCCCACGGGUGCCCCAACCGCUCUCCCACGCUGCAACUGGGUGUGCUUGUAACGAGGAUGGCUGCUGUGCUAGUCACGGGGAAAGCUGCUGUGCUUGUAACGAGGAUGGGUGGAGGCUAGUGGCGAGUGCAGCAGCGGAUGGGUCUGUGCGCGUCUGGAGCCUCCCGAGGUGGCCCACUGCCAACAGGCCGCCGUCAAAAGUGUUACAAUCAGAGCCACAAGUGACACAAGCAGGGGCGAAUGAGGCACCGGUACCAGCAGGGGCAACCGAGGCACCACCGGUACCAGCAGGGGCAACCGAGGCACCACCGGUACCAGCAGGGGCAACCGAGGCACCACCGGUACCAGCAGGGGCAACGGAGGCACCACCGGUACCAGCAGGGGCAACGGAGGCACCAACGGUACCAGCAGGGGCAACGGAGGCACCACCGGUACCAGCAGGGGCAACGGAGGCACCACCGGUACCAGCAGGGGCAACGGAGGCACCAACGGUACCAGCAGGGGCAACGGAGGCACCACCGGUACCAGCAGGGGCAACGGAGGCACCACCGGUACCAGCAGGGGCAACGGAGGCACCACCGGUACCAGCAGGGGCAUCGGAGGCACCACCGGUACCAGCAGGGGCAUCGGAGCGGCAGGGGUUCGGAGGGACAUGCAUCGCUGUCAUGCCUCGUAGAUCCGGGUCCUCCUCCCUGUGGUUCUUGGAAGGAGAGAUGGGGGAGAGACAAUUGUGGGAGGACCUAGAGCGAGCGAGAGGAGGGGGA
Molecule: messenger RNA, 1496 nt
Organism: Closterium sp. NIES-67
Lineage: Eukaryota; Viridiplantae; Streptophyta; Zygnematophyceae; Desmidiales; Closteriaceae
Source: the annotation of a GenBank genome assembly